Rubroshorea leprosula is the source of this 602-nucleotide messenger RNA. The record is from the annotation of a GenBank genome assembly. Lineage: Eukaryota; Viridiplantae; Streptophyta; Magnoliopsida; Malvales; Dipterocarpaceae.
GAUCAAUAAUUCUCAACUCACUAAAUUUUCCCGAGAAAAAGGAAGCAAGAAAAAUCAUGGGAAAACGCCUGAAAAUCUGCUGUGCAGUCUCAGCAAUUUUCUUGAUCAUUAUCUUAGUAACACUACUUGUCUUGUUCUUCACCGUCUUUAAAUCCAAAGAACCCAUAAUCAGCCCUCUUCCGGCAACGCUAACCUACCUUGAACCCGAACUACCACCACCGGAGAUAACACUAAAUGUGUCGUUAGCAAUAACCGCCACCGUUGACAACAGAAACUACGGCGUCUUCAAGUAUGAAAACAGCACUGCUUACAUCAACUAUCACAAGGAGGUAAUCGCAGCGGCUCCGAUCUUAGAAGGCCGGAUUAGUGCUCGUAGCAAACAAAACAUUACUACAACGGUUGAUGUCCUUUUGGCAACGGUCAAUGAGUUAUCGAAUCCAGUUAAUAUCUGGAUUGAUUACAACAACGGGGUCUUCAACCUCACUUCAUCGACAACAAUGCAUGGGAAGGUGAGCCCGUUAAACAUGAUCAAGAUAUAUAAAAGCCACCAGUCUUUGCACAUGUGACAUCUCCAUCUUUAUUAAUGAAUUUCAACAUCAAAU